This is a messenger RNA of Juglans microcarpa x Juglans regia, 969 nucleotides long. RefSeq names its product peroxidase 60. The coding region runs from base 1 to 969 and encodes 322 amino acids. Gene Ontology annotation, molecular function: heme binding; peroxidase activity. NCBI's taxonomy places the organism in Eukaryota, Viridiplantae, Streptophyta, Magnoliopsida, Fagales, Juglandaceae. The transcript is spliced from 4 exons. Gene Ontology annotation, cellular component: plasmodesma; plant-type cell wall. Gene Ontology annotation, biological process: response to oxidative stress; hydrogen peroxide catabolic process. The record is from RefSeq and is a predicted model, not a curated record.
AUGGCACUAGCCCUUGGCCUAAUCAUUGUGAGCUUGGCAGGCCAAUGUUACGCCGGCAGCAGUGCAGCACUUCAGGUAGGAUUUUACAAGGGAAAAUGUGGGAUCUUCGAUGUUGAGGGCAUUGUAGCUGGUCUUGUCAAGGCUAAGUUUUUCAAGGACCCUACAAUUGCGCCGGCGCUCAUUCGCAUGCAAUUCCACGAUUGCUUUGUCAGCGGAUGUGAUGCAUCGCUUCUUCUAAAUGGGGGCUCCAGCGAGAGAUUUGCUUCUCCAAAUCUGAGUGUAAGGGGCUAUGAAUUUAUUGACGAGGUGAAAGAUGCCGUGGAGAGCUUCUGCCCUGGACUGGUCUCUUGUGCUGAUAUCAUUGCCAUCGCUACGAGGGACGUCAUUUCCCUGAGCGGAGGAGGGCGAUACCGAGUAGAAACAGGGAGAAGGGAUGGCUUUGAAUCCCUUGCUGAAAAUGUUGAUCUUCCUGGUCCUCAAAUACCUGUAUCAGAAUCCAUUGCUGCAUUUGCAAGAAAAGGACUUAAUGUUACUGAUAUGGUUUAUCUUCUGGGUGGCCAUACCGUUGGUGUUGCACAUUGUUUCUUUUUCCAAGAUCGACUUUACAAUUUCCAAAAUACUGGAAGACCUGACCCAACCAUGGAUCGGGAGUUAGUGAGAUCCCUAAGGUCGAGGUGUCCCCAGAAGUCGACAGGCUACAACAUUGUCAGUCUCGACCAGAACUUUUUGAGCUCCUUCAUCGUUGAUAACUCAUUCUACCAGCAAAUCUUAAGGAAAAGGGGGGUUCUCCAAAUCGAUCAACGGCUAGCGUUGGACCCAAGAACCAGGGACAUAGUGACAACGAUAGCCAGUGGUCGUGCUUCUGACUUCGGCAGUAAAUUCGGGGAAGCCAUGAUCAAGAUGGGAGCAAUCCAAGUCCUUACUGGCACAGAAGGAGAAAUAAGAAAAUCAUGCAGUGUUAUUAAUUAA